Messenger RNA from Acaulospora morrowiae, 861 nucleotides. The record is from the annotation of a GenBank genome assembly. Lineage: Eukaryota; Fungi; Glomeromycota; Glomeromycetes; Diversisporales; Acaulosporaceae.
AUGACACUAGAUUCGCUUCUUACACAGCUUCCCCUCAUAGCAAUUGUUACCAUACCUGCUCUUGUAAUAGGGAGUCGACUUAGUACACAAAUACAAUUCAUAGUCAAGGCAAACAUUUGCUUGUUCUUUAUUUUGUUCUUCUCGGCAUUUGGAACUAUCGUUGCCAUAAUCUUUGCACUUAUUGGGAAACGUGGUCUUAUUAAUUGGGUGACAGCACGUGGGUAUGCGUAUAUUGCAGGCGGGGCCGUUGGGAUAUCUUACAGGGUCGACGGCGAAGAACACAUGAAUACUGAGCGUCCAGCGAUUUACAUAUGUAAUCAUCAAUCUGCAGGAGACUUAUUUGUUCUUGGAAGAAUAUUUCCGAAAAAUUGUGUUGUGGUUAGUAAAUCAUCGUUAAAAUUCGUACCGAUAAUGGGCAUGUUCAUGAUUCUCGGUCAAGCAGUAUUCCUCGAUCGAAAAAAUCACAACGGUGCUGUCAGCGCAUUAUCUAAAGCAGCACAGGAUAUCAAAAGGCUUAAGAUAAGCGCAUUCGUAUUUCCCGAGGGAACACGUGCUCGCCUAGAAGAAGCUGACCUAUUGCCAUUUAAGAAAGGCGCGUUCCAUAUGGCCGUACAGGCUGGGAUUCCGAUAAUUCCGAUUGUUGUAGCAAAUUACAGUGAUAUCUACAGCUCCAGACAAAGAAUCUUCCGAGGCGGACAAAUUCAUAUUAAAGUCUUACCGUCAAUCGAGACCACGGGAAUUGAUGUUGAUGAUAAGGAUCAGAUCAACGAUUUGGCAAAAAAGGCACGCGAAAUUAUGCUAAAGACACUAAAGGAAAUCACACCGGAUACAAAUGGUGCAGCAAAACGUUCCGAUCUUUGA